CGAAGGUAAUUGACUUUUAGGAUAUAACAUGAAAGGAGUUUCUAUAAUGCCAAUGGAAGCACUAAUAUCCAAACGUGUUCAAGAAAUGGUCUUAAAUAGUGAGGAACCACCACCACCUUAUGUUUGCAGAGAUGAUGAUGACGACUUUGCACACAAUGUCCCUUCUGCAUCAUGCUCACUACCCAUCAUUGAUUUUGGGCUCCUUUCUUUACCAACACCAGCAACUAAACAAAAAGAAGAGCUAGAAAAGCUAAAAUCAGCUCUCUCUUGCUGGGGAUGCUUUCAGGCAAUAAAUCAUGGUACAUCAAACUCACUUUUGGAUAAGGUUCGUCAAGUUGCAAGGGAAUUUUUUGAGCAGCCAAUGGAACAAAAGAAGAAAAUUUCAAAAGGGGUGGAAGAAUUUGAAGGGUAUGGUGCUGAUCCAGUUCCUGAAGAAGGCCAAUCUUUAGACUGGUCAGAUCGUUUGUUUCUUGAAGUUUACCCUGAAGAUAGAAGGAAGCCCUGCCUUUGGCCAGAAAAUCCAUCAUCCUUUAGGGAUGUUUUGGAAGAAUACACUGUAAAGAUGAGAGAGGCAACAAAUCUUAUUUCUAGAGCCAUUGCAAAGUCAUUGGAUUUAGAAGAAAACUGCUUCCUGAAUCAAUUUGGUGAACAAGCACCGCUGCAAGUGAGGUUCAACUACUACUCUUGUUGUACGCGGCCUGAUCUUGUUCUUGGACUUAAACCACACGCAGAUGGAUCAGGUUACACCAUUAUACUGCAAGAUGAUGUUGAAGGUCUCCAAGUCCACAAAGAUGGAAAAUGGUUCACAAUUCCAACAAUUUCUCAUGCCCUAUUAGUCCUCAUGGGCGAUCAAAUGGAGAUAAUGACUAAUGGAGUUUUCAAAAGUCCUGUGCAUAGGGUUCUAACGAACUCCAAGAGGGAAAGGAUAUCUGUUGCAAUGUUCUAUACCCCUGAGCCAAACAAAGAGAUAGGACCAGAACAAGGUUUGGUCAAUGAACAACAGCAAAAAUUAUACAAGAAAGUGAAAGAUUAUGCUGAUAUACAUUUCAAAUACUACAACCGAGGAAUGAGAGCCCUUCAUGUGGCAAAAGUGUGACAUCAGAGUUAGAGGCAGACUUCUAGAGCUCUCAAUUUGUGAUUAUAAACCUUUAGACGCUAUGUGCAUAUAUAUUUGUAUUUGGAGUUUCUUUUUCGGUUAAUAUAUUAAGUGUGUUAUUCUGUAUGUAUCAAUAAGGUACACUAUAAUUUAUAUGGUCAUUUUAUAUAA
This is a messenger RNA of Gastrolobium bilobum, 1267 nucleotides long. RefSeq names its product protein SRG1-like. The transcript has 4 exons. NCBI's taxonomy places the organism in Eukaryota, Viridiplantae, Streptophyta, Magnoliopsida, Fabales, Fabaceae. The coding region runs from base 29 to 1096 and encodes 355 amino acids. The record is from RefSeq and is a predicted model, not a curated record.